UUUCUUUUACGCCUCACCCCCUUUUCUUUCGUUUUACCCUAAUUUCUUCGACAGACACAACACACACACAGACACUCUCUCUCUCUACCCUACCCAUCGUCCGACGAUCUGCACUGAACGGCGAUCUACACUGAGAUUAGAACACAGGCGAUUCGGAGAGUUCACGAGAACAUUGAUAAGACGUUGAAAGCGGCAGAGGUUAUAUUGUCUCAGUUUGACCUUUCUCGCCGGAAGGAGAUCCAAGUUACAAAUUUUGUUUCUAGAGGAGCACAAAUAGAUGGAGGACUGGGAGGACGAGGCAAUUCCACCUCUUGUCAAAAAAGAGCUACCAAAGAGUUCGUGGGAGGAUGAAGAUGCAGAUGACAAUGAUGUGAAGGACUCUUGGGAGGAUGAAGAUGAACCUGCGCCGGCACCUGCGCCUGCACCUUUACCUCAACCUCCUGCAGAAAAGGUCGUCAAGAAGACAAGUGCAAAAACUAGUGAAAAGAAAGGAAAAACUGUUGAAGUAGCAACGGAAGUGCCACUAGAUCCAGCAGCAGAAAAACUUCGACAAGAAAGGCUUGUGGAAGAGGCUGAUUUUAAGUCUACCAGAGAUUUGUUUGGUAGCAGAGAUGAUGGGAAGACCCUUGAUAAUUUCAUUCCCAAAUCUGAAAGCGACUUCUUAGAAUAUGCAGAACUCAUUUCUCAUAAACUUCGUCCGUAUGAGAAAAGCUUUCAUUAUAUUGGAUUGCUUAAAGAUGUGAUGAGAUUGUCAAUGACUGCUCUUAAAGCGGCAGAUGCGAAGGAGGUUGCCUCUUCUGUCACUGCUAUUGCAAAUGAAAAGAUAAAAGCAGAGAAAGAAGCCAAUGCCGGUAAAAAGAAGACAGGAGCCAAAAAGAAACAGUUACAUGUUGAUAAGCCGGAUGAUGAGGCGGUAGUUGAUGCCUACGAUGCUUAUGACGACUAUGAUUUUAUGUGAGAGCUUUUUUGGUCAACUGCGGUACACCAUUGUAUCUGGAUUUCUCCCAAAGAAACUUAGGAUCUUGUGUUUUAAGAUGUUCAAGUAGAGAGCCGAGGAUCCUACGGCAUUUUGUGCUCCAAAUCAUGGAGAUUUGAGUGUGUUAAAAUUGCAGUUCUGUUGAAUAAAAGUAUUUUUGAAAAGCACAUUUUGUUGUGUGGUGAAUUGUCUAUAUGUCUAUAGACUACAUGUUUGUUGGUUUCUCUGUACUGUGUCAGUGUCAGUCCAUCCAGUGGAUCAUUCAAAUAUAAAAAAUAUACAUCAAUAAGUUCCGAAUUUUUAGUUGCCAUUAA
Camellia sinensis is the source of this 1290-nucleotide messenger RNA. NCBI's taxonomy places the organism in Eukaryota, Viridiplantae, Streptophyta, Magnoliopsida, Ericales, Theaceae. The record is from RefSeq and is a predicted model, not a curated record.